GACUUUUUACAAGCUCCGUGCCUGCUUUUUUGGCCGCCAUUUCUCUGCAAGAUUACAGAUUUCCCGAACUGUACUCCACGAAAUGACGAAAUGUUCUGAAAACGCUUCAGGCGAUGGCCAAGAUUUCAAGAAACAUGAGACCCUCAAGUUCCAGUGCCUUGCCAAGGGAGAGGUUGUACAGGACUGCGUGUCGGAUUUUGUUGCCAGCCAACGGUGUGAAGGUUUCAUAGCCCUGUCGGGUUCCAAGAUGGAUGUGGUCACUUUGGAGAUGACGUCCCAAGCCCAGCCUCUCAAUCCCUUUCCCUACACACCUUCAUACAUCGAAUUGUCGGCCUCGGAGCCCCGGCCUCUGGAUGCCCUAGCCGAGAAGGUGGAUCUGGAGAAGGUGUACACCGACUGUCAGAUCCUAGAUGCCCAAGAGCUGGCCUUGGAAACGGUCUAUACGGCGGUUUGCUCCGCGACUGUUCCAUCAUCCCUUUUGAAGGCUGUGAAAAAAGCGCCGCGUCUACUGCCCACUGGUAACUAUCUCCUGGCGGUCCUCAACACUCAUGGAUCGCUAACGCUGCUGACCAAGUCGGUGGAAUGCACACUAUGGAGUCGCUUCGAAAGUCUCAACGUGCCCCUCACUCUAAGGGACAAUCUCCUGCCGAGUGUCGAGGCAGAUGGGAUAAGUACUUUCGGCCAAUACAAAGCCAUGAUGGACCAGGCAUGGAUCACAAUGUUUGCUUGGCUUGGCGAGGAAUCGGAGGGGGUGGAGAACCAUUCCUUGGUUCUGGGAACUGCCAAUGGAGGCCUGUGGAUCCUCAAGCUCUCUGCCGAUGCCCAGACACUAGAAGAUCACAUUUAUCUCGAAACCAAACUGGAUCGUAUUUGCUUUCUGCAUACUUUCGAUAAUCUGCUGCUUGUAGCCGAUGUCAUGGGAAGGGUGCAUCUGUACCGCUUCACCGAAUGGUCCAAUGGCGGACUGACCCUGGUCCGAAGUCUGUGGGAGAGGGCGGAUCGCAUGGGUCUGCAAGUGGGUACGAUUUCUCGAAGCUUGGAGGGGAACUGCUAUUACAUAACCUGCUGCAAGGCAGCGCAUUUGCUGACCUGGUGCCUUCAAGGAGAGGACUGCUUGGAAGCACGUCUGCAUGUCGGCGGAAUAAAGAUCACGGCGUUGUGCAGCCUAGACUACCAGAGUUAUGUGGUGGGAACGGCAAGUCAGGAACUGAAACUCAUUCAAGUAACCCACCAGGGUAGCCAGAUCCACAUUAAGAUGCAGCCGGUGACCGUGGAAGACAUGAGUGACUUCCAGGUGGUGGGACUCGCCACUAGCAGGAACAAGAAUCUGCUGACCCUGCUCCUCUACCCCGUUAAGGAGUACAUAAAUGCGAAAAAAACUGAAAAGAAUAUUGUGUACGUUCAAGUGGGCCAACUCCAUGAGCAUGAUGUCCUAGCUCGGCUCACCGAUAGCCUAAAUUCCGACAAACCCAUCAAUGUCUGCCUGGACUACCUUGCCGAACUUCGCAUCAAGAUAUUUUCCCAGAAGGACUUACAGGGAUACUCGAAUUUUAGUCCGUUGGAUGCCUUUAAUUUCGCGGAGCCGGCCACGGAAGCCCAGCUGCAUCAACUGCAACUGAAAUACCAUGUCCUGACGACGGUAGGCGAACUGCAAAUGGCCCACCUGCACCUUUCCACGCUCAUCAAAAAGACGCAGGACGAAACCCAACUGCUUCUGGCAAUGCUGGCCACCACGCACAUAAGACUUCGACUCCAGUAUCUGGGUUCCCUCGACAAUCUGUCAGGAUUUCAGGAGCAAGCUGCGAACUGCAUGCUGGCGGAGGCCCAGCGCCUAUGUAAUGGCCUCCAAAAAGAUUUGACGGGAGAGGAGCAUCCUCUCAAGGAUACCACAAGACACUUUCUGCAUCAAAUAGAGAAUCACUUUCAAGAGCUACGCAAAAAGUUUGCCAAGAUCAGUGUAACAAAUCCUGUAGAGGAGCAGACAGCUCUGUGGUGUUCCAUUUCUUAUGUGGAGAUUGAGCCCAGCUUGGAGAAUCGCUACUGCAGCCUGUGCAGUCGGCAGGUCCUGAUGCAGAUCCAGGACCUGCAGCAGCUGUUCGACCCCAACCUGACCCCCCAGCUGGUGUGUCCUUUCUGCCACGGGAGCUUCACCCAGGAACUGUUAACUGCAUAAACGUAAAAUUUAUUUUCAACCUUAAACCAAGACAUAUUUUUGGAUCAAAGAAUAUUGGUUAUAGUCCCCCAAGGGGAGAGAGAAAGAAAAAGAUAAUGAGGUGCAGCUAAUACUCGGAAACAUAAAUAAUGGGCGUAGUCUCGAUCAAGAGGAUGUCCUGCUCCACCUGUCGCAGAUCGUGCUCCAGCUUGCUCUUGCGCUGCCGCUUGGCAAUAUUAUCAAUCAACAGCGACAUGGACUGAUACUGCUUGGUCAUCUCCGUCAAACUCAUCCGUAGUCCUUCCAGGAUCUCGUUGCGCUCAGUCAGUUCCAUCACCCGCAUGCCAGGCAUUUCUGGUGGACCGGCUCCGGCGGUGGCACCUGCAGCCCUGGUGAAUCCCUUGAUGCCGCGACAGAGUUCCAGAAGACGCUGCUGCUCCUUGGCACACACCGCAUUCAUUUCGGCCAGCAACUUUUUGGUUUUCUUGAGAUAGACCGGCACCUUGCCGAAAUCCUUUCGACAAAUAAACUGCGGCACCAAGCCCGAGUUCAUGAGA
Messenger RNA from Drosophila ananassae, 2709 nucleotides. RefSeq lists its product as uncharacterized. The record is from RefSeq and is a predicted model, not a curated record. Lineage: Eukaryota; Metazoa; Arthropoda; Insecta; Diptera; Drosophilidae. The transcript is spliced from 3 exons. The coding region runs from base 83 to 2173 and encodes 696 amino acids.